This is a messenger RNA of Myripristis murdjan (pinecone soldierfish), 1197 nucleotides long. It is a transcript of the gene pbld, whose product is annotated as phenazine biosynthesis like protein domain containing. The coding region runs from base 78 to 941 and encodes 287 amino acids. The transcript has 10 exons. Gene Ontology annotation, molecular function: isomerase activity. NCBI's taxonomy places the organism in Eukaryota, Metazoa, Chordata, Actinopteri, Holocentriformes, Holocentridae. The record is from RefSeq and is a predicted model, not a curated record. Gene Ontology annotation, biological process: biosynthetic process. Gene Ontology annotation, cellular component: cytoplasm.
GCAGCAGGUCGAUCACCUUGUGGAAAAGCUACACAAGUUCUUACCGAAAAUCUGCUUUUGUAUCUCAGUUAUUCCUAAUGGAGAUUUCAGUAUACACGGUGGACGCCUUCACCAACUUACCAUUCAAAGGAAACCCUGCGGCAGUUUGUCCACUUUUGCAUGAGCUGACUGAUGAGCUGUACCAGCGGAUAGCAACAGAGAUGAACCUGUCAGAGACGGCUUUCAUCACCACCAUCAACCCCUCGGACAAUUUCACCACAGGAUCGAGGUUCCGCCUCCGAUGGUUCACACCGACCAAUGAGGUGAAACUGUGUGGGCACGCCACUCUGGCCUCUGCAGCAGUGCUGUUUCAGAUGAAAAAGAAUGUGAAUCCCAUGCUGGUGUUUGAGACUCUGAGUGGAGAUCUGUCUGUCAUCCAGCAAGGGGAGAGCAUUGUCAUGGACUUUCCUCUCAACCCACCCACCCGUGAGGAUCCCAGAGAGUUCAGAGACAUCAUCAAGGCAGCUGUAGGUGACCACCCAGUCCAGGAUGUCUAUCUGAGCUCCAAAACCAAAAAACUGAUGGUCCGACUGGCUGACAGCUGCGACAGGUCCGUUCUAACAAGCCUGAAGGUGGACCCGAACACUCUUAUGGCCAGUGAGAAAAGCAGCAGAGUGCAAGGAGUCAUCCUCACCAUGAAAGGCUCCCCAGGCUGCCAGCCCGGGUAUGACUUCUACUCCAGAUAUUUUGCACCAUGGAACGGCAUCCCAGAGGAUCCUGUCACAGGUUCGGCCCACACUGUCCUAGCUUGUUACUGGUCUGAUAAACUGGGCAAGAGGAAGAUGCUGGCCUAUCAGUGCUCCAGACGAGGCGGGGAGUUGGAACUGGAAGUGAGGGAUGAUGGGAGAGUCAACAUAGCCGGACAGAGUGUCACCGUCCUGCAGGGGACGCUCAAACUCUAGACUGACACUUGGUGCUCGUUAACGGGCUGGGGGGGCGAGGGAGCGGUCCCCACACUACAGGGGGACGGUGUGUGUCCUCACACACAGAGAGACAGACGCGUGCCACUGUGAGACAGAUGAGACGACUUAAAGUGAAAGACGUACCACCGUCUACACUGCUAUAGACAAGGUUACUGUUAACAAAAACUGGGUGUGAUAACACAUUUUCCUUAACUAAAAUAAAAAUGAAAAUGAGGCUUAAAAAAAAAAAGAUAAU